AUGAAAGCUGUAAAUCCUCUGAAAUUACCAACGUCGUCAUUACCGGGAGACACAGCAGUGCAGUCAGCCUCGUCGAAUCAUGUUACUGAGAAUAGCACAAAUACAAGGGGAACCAAAAUUUCUAAAAGGGUGUUUGAUCCCAAUUCCCCAAGCCGAUAUUCUGGAAAACCGGGAUCGGUUCGAUCAAAUAGCAUGAACUAUAAAAACGAUCAAAAACUCUUUUCUACGGAUGACAUUCCCGAACGAGUGCUUGAAAAGAAGCUUGAAACGUUGGAGAUAAAGAUGAGAAAUAGAGAAAAUAGAAAACCUGAAUGGAAUGCUUCAACAUUUACAACACAUGCCUCCGAAGAGCGGGCAUUAUUGAGAACACUGGCCAAAGAGGACUACCUUAUUAAAAUAGAAAAGAGAGAAAGGAAAAGAAAUGAGCAACCACCAGACUGGAAAAUAAGCACAUUCUUUACAGAAAAAGAGAAGGAAACAAAAGGAGAUGAAAAACUGUCACGUUCAUUGAGAAAUACGAAAAAGGUGGUUUCCGAAGUAAAUGCACCUUCUCUAAUUGAACGAGAACGCAAGAGACAAGAGGAGGAGAAACGGGAACGGGAAGAGGCAACCAGAGUGACCAUGAGAGAACAUUUUUUGAAUUCACCUCCAAUAACGUUGGGAUUGUCUCGAAAGCUGUUUGGAGAUCAAUCAGCUGCUCAUCCCACAGUUGUUGUGAAGGACAUCAUUUGA
Messenger RNA from Naegleria lovaniensis, 732 nucleotides. RefSeq lists its product as uncharacterized. The record is from RefSeq and is a predicted model, not a curated record. Bases 1 to 732 code for a protein of 243 amino acids. NCBI's taxonomy places the organism in Eukaryota, Heterolobosea, Eutetramitea, Acrasida, Naegleriidae. The transcript has a single exon.